This is a messenger RNA of Asterias rubens (European starfish), 2485 nucleotides long. RefSeq names its product protein tyrosine phosphatase type IVA 1-like. Gene Ontology annotation, molecular function: protein tyrosine phosphatase activity. Gene Ontology annotation, biological process: protein dephosphorylation. NCBI's taxonomy places the organism in Eukaryota, Metazoa, Echinodermata, Asteroidea, Forcipulatida, Asteriidae. The record is from RefSeq and is a predicted model, not a curated record. Gene Ontology annotation, cellular component: nucleus. Bases 757 to 1293 code for a protein of 178 amino acids. The transcript is spliced from 5 exons.
GCAUCUACCACGCACGUACAUUACAUGUACGUAGUACAAACAAGUAACGUGCAGCUCUUGCUAGAAAAUUUGGCAGACUUUGAUGAUUUUCUCCCUGUUUGGAUCUAAAUCCCUCCCUCGAUGAGCCAUUUAACGGGAAUCUCCAGUGUCCCAGUGUCAUCAUAUAUGGCGUUUGUUGCAAUCUCAGGCGAAUACUGCCGAAGCCAGCACAAGUAAACUCUCAGAACAAUUUUGGUGUCUUACGCACACACGAGGGACACUUUUAAAGAACCCAUACGCGCAUAUCCUUCUCUCCGAAGCGCCCUCGAGUGACAUUUAACUUUUUCGAGAGACACCCCUCUGUCUUGUGCAAGGGGUUUGCCAGGGCAACACGUGCAAUUUUUUCUCGGGCCCUGCUUGCAUGCACGGGCUUCGUCACGGCACAGCGCGAGCUGUCAACAACCACCAAAACUCUGGACACCACGGAUGGGGUAAGGGAACUCGUUGUUUCAGGUCAAAGGCCUGUGCCUCCCAAGGGUGCGAAGUAGGCGACUGGUGGGUAGCUGCGGACUGCGGACACGCCUUCCGUCGAGUAAAGAGCAAGCCGAACCGGUGAGGAGGGUCGACGCUGCUUUUUGGGAGCAACAUUGUUACCGCAUCAGCUGAGGAGUGUGUGUGUGCGUGAAGAAGAGUGUGUGGAAUCUUGCCUUGGAAAAUAUCUUUCUUCAUCGUUCUCCCUUUCCCCCAAGUGUUACUGAAGUUGUCUGCUCAUCCUAUAUGAGGAACUUCACAAUAGACAUGGCUCGAAGUGUCCGACCAGCGCCUGUAGAGAUAACCUACAAGCAUACCCGCUUUCUAAUAAUUCACAACCCAGAUAAGAACGGCCUCGACCACUUCAUCAAGGAACUUAAGAAGAGAGACAUCAUUGAAGUAGUAAGAGUAUGCAAUCCCACCUAUGAGACCAAAUUACUAGAGGAUGAAGGAAUAGAAGUUCUGGACUGGGCAUUUGAUGAUGGUGGAGUGCCUUCCAACGACAUUAUCGAUAAAUGGCUGGACGUUUUGAAGAAGCGUUUUACCGAUACCCCGGGAAGCUGUGUUGCCGUCCACUGCGUGGCGGGGCUGGGACGAGCUCCGCUCAUGGUUGCCGUGGCGUUGAUGGAAACGGGAAUGGGAUAUGAAGAUGCUGUUACAUUCAUCAGAGAGAAACGCCGUGGUGCCAUCAACGCUAAGCAGCUCGUCUUUCUAGAGAAGUAUCGCUCUCGUAUGAGACUCAAGAAUAAGAAGAACAACAAAGAUGCCUGCUGCGUCCAGUGAAUAAUGCCGUCGUUCUGUAGUGAUGUACUGAUACUAGGUAGAUUGGGUAUUAGAUUACAAACAAGAGGGAAGUCGCAAGACUUGAAUCGUGCUGUAGCCAUUUUUAUUUCCUAGGCCCGACUUCAUUAAAACUGUUAGGCAGAGCAUUUUUUUGCUUAGCAGUAUAUUUUCUGCUUAACUAUGUUAACAGCAUCAUGAAAUUUGGCCCAGAUGGCUACAGCGGGAUUAAGUCUUUGAAUACUCAGUGCUAAUAUGAGAUAAUCUAAGAUGAUCGCAUCAGAGUAACGUCCACUUGAUCCACUGUAUGUCUGGAAUGUUUAACAACUUGACUCAUAUCUGUCUUUUUUUACAUUUUGCACAUUUUAACAGCCUUGAACCUUUAUUUGUGAAUUGUUGAACCUCUUUGGAACUUAUUGCUUGCUUGCUUGAUUACUUAGCCCUUUAGAGAACUUGCAGCCUUUAGAGAAGUGUCGUCAAAUAUCAGUGCGGCUAUAAAAUCAGCAAACAGCUGAGACGGAAGCCACUAAACACAUAAACCAAUACGCCCACACAUGAAGAAGCCACACUUAUGUUGCACCAAUAUUCCCAGAUACAUGUACAUGUAGAAGCCACAAUAGAAGCCACAAGGGGCUUACACCAACAAUGGGCUUACACCAACAAAGCCACAAUUGGCUUACACUGAUAUGCCCAUAUAAGCCACAAUUGGCCUACUAAACUUUUAAGAGGCUAACACCCAGCUACAUUUGGCUAACACCCAGAGAAGGCAAAACUGAUUGCAUUGUUUGAUCGAGGCGUUUUUGUAGCGAAGUAGCUCUAAAAAAUACCUCGUUUGUGCCUCCAUUUUUUCUCUGGAGAUUUUUACUGUAUUCGUUUGAACUACCCUUCUUUGGGUCUAAUAAAGAUUAAUUAAAUUGAAUUGAAUUGAAUUGAAUUGAAUUGAUGAGUUGUAUAGUCUAUGGUGUUCGAUGAGGAUUUCAAACAGAAAGGCGUGGACUCUCUAACGGGUUAAGUGAUGAUUGCAUCAGUGUCAUUGUAUUUCAAUAUUACUAUUAUCAAGACUGCUGGAUCAGGAUUUUUGCUUUGUAUAAUGUGUAUUCUUUGUUUUGUCUGCCUAACCCUAACUACAAAAUGAGCAUCACUUGAUAAACAUGAAAUCAGCUUCCUAAUUUUUGUACAUGUACAAGUACGGAAA